Molecule: messenger RNA, 2427 nt
Organism: Galendromus occidentalis (western predatory mite)
Lineage: Eukaryota; Metazoa; Arthropoda; Arachnida; Mesostigmata; Phytoseiidae
Product: protein O-mannosyl-transferase TMTC2-like
Exons: 1
Coding region: 1-2427 (808 amino acids)
Biological process (GO): protein O-linked glycosylation via mannose
Cellular component (GO): endoplasmic reticulum membrane
Molecular function (GO): protein binding; mannosyltransferase activity
Source: RefSeq, a predicted model, not a curated record
AUGGCAGCGAACACGACGCUGGUGGUGGCAGUUGCCAUUCUUUUGGCAAUCGCGGUCUACCUCAAUACCGUUCCGGCAGACUUCGCCUACGAUGACAACCGAGCCAUCGUGGGCAACCAGGACGUCCGACCCACGGAACCUCUCCUCAAUUUGUUCAGGAACGAUUUCUGGGGAACGCCGAUAUCGCAUUCCGGCUCCCACAAGUCGUACCGGCCUCUGUGCAUUCUCUCGUUCAGGUUGAACUAUCUGAUCAGUGGUUUAGAUCCUCGGAGUUACCAUCUUCUCAACGUGCUUCUGCAUGCGGUUGUGGCUGCGUUGUUCGCGUGGCUCGCCGGGACCUUGUUCGACUGGGAGGAGGUUCCAACUUUUCUGGCCAGCAUAAUGUUCUCCCUACAUCCAGUGCAUACCGAGGCGGUCGCCGGUGUGGUUGGUCGUGCCGACGUCGGUGCUUGUGCGUUUUUCCUCUUGGCUCUGGUUGCCUACAUGAAAUACUGCGAAAGCCGCGCCGGUGAGAGCAUCGAAUCGAAACUCCACAAGAAAACAUAUCUUCGAACAACUUCGUGUCUCGCGCUGGCCAGCAUGCUCACGAAAGAGCACGGUAUCACCGUACUGGCGGUCUGUGCGGUCUACGACCUGUUCGUCACCCAACGAUGCAGUGUCAUGGAUAUCGUGAGCAUGCUACGGAACAAGCCCGCGAAAAAACGCAUUCAGACCGAAGGCCUGAAAAGUUUGGCGUGCACGACGUGCGCGCUCGUGUUGAUUCGUUUAUACGUGAUGGGAUUCACGAAGCCCUCGUUCUCGAGCUCUGACAACCCGAUCGCCAGCGACAAAUCUCUUCUCACGAGAACUCUGACGUUUCUCUAUCUGCCCGUGGUCAAUCUCCAGCUUUUGUGCUACCCGAAAUGGCUGAGUUUCGACUGGUCGAUGAACUCCAUACCGCUGAUACGCUCAAUCGAGGAUUCCCGUAACUUGCUGACCUUGUUCCUUUACUCCGUGCUCUAUUUCAUCGGAAGCCGGAUUUGUCGUGCUCUCAACAACCGUGCGGAUAUAACUUGCAACAUCAACAACAACGACGAGCCCUGUCAGUGUGAGACGAAUACGAGGAUCGACGCCGGUGUUCUCGGCAUGGCCAUGCUGAUCCUGCCGUACCUGCCGGCAUCGAAUCUAAUUUUCUACGUGGGUUUCGUCGUAGCUGAACGAGUGCUCUACAUACCCUCGAUGGGCUACUGCAUUCUCAUCGCCAUAGGAGCGGAUUACCUCCUGAAAAACAUGCCGAGCGUCAAAUAUAUUUGGAUGACGACGCUGGCGUUGCUCGUUGUGAGCUACAUGGCACGGACCGUGCAGCGGAACGAAGACUGGCUCACGGAAGAAAGUCUCUACAAGUCCGGCAUCGCUGUCAAUCCGCCAAAAUCUUACGGCAACCUCGGAAACGUCUUGAGUCAAGCGGGCCGGAAGAGUGAAGCGGAACAGGCCUACAGGAAGGCCGUGCAACACCGGCCGAACAUGGCUGACGUGCAUUAUAAUCUCGGUUUGUUGAUGCACGAACAGGGUCGCUACGACGAAGCGCUUGAAAGUUACCAGACCGCCGUGCGAUAUCGGCCUACGCUGGCCUUGGCGCACCUGAACAUCGGUUUGAUCCUCGUCAUCUUGGGUAGGAAACAGGAGGCCGAGACGGUGUUCAAGCACACGGCCUCGAUCGAUGGCACGGGACUCAAAGAUCCCAAGCUGCACGAAGUCACCAAAACCUCGGCGCUCUACAAUUUGGGCAAACUGUACACAGAUGCGGGAAAGCAUCAUCUCGCUCUGAAAGUGUUCGAGAAAGCUGUGACCACGAUGCCCCGCUCCUAUCAGCCUCAGUCCCUGUACAACAUGAUCGGGGAGACUUACGCCCGCAUGGAGAACUUCACCGCCGCCGAAAAAUGGUAUCUCGAAGCGCUCAACGUCAAGCCCGACCAUGUGCCCGCAAUCUUGACCUAUGCGAAGCUGCUGAGCAAAGUCAAUAAAUCCGCUCAGGCAGAGAGUUUAUUCAAAAGAGCGAUCGAGCUGCGGCCUGGAGACGUCGACUCCUUCCGGCACUACGGACAGUUUCUGCAGGACGCGAAACGACCUCAGGAUGCCGCCAAAAUAAUUUCGAAAGCCGCUCGACUCAUGCCGUACGAUUUUGACACGGUUUUCGCGGCGGCUAGCGCCCUCCGUGAGGCGAAACGCAACGAAGAGGCGGAGUCUUUCUACAGGAAGGCGGUUCGCUUACGUCCUCGGGAGGCCGCCGCUCACAUGAAUCUUGGCGCAAUGCUUCACGUCAACGGCAAAUUGCACGAGGCUGAACAAUCAUAUCUCGAAGCGCUUCGUUUGAAACCAUCUGAUGCUCAGACGGAAGCAAACCUAGCCAAACUGAGACAGUUGCUCAACAAGCAGACCGUGAGAUGA